AUGAUAAUUUGGAAGGAAGCAAGAUAUGUUUCUGUUUGAAGUUUUCUUAUUAUGAAGAGAUUUCAUUCACUUUACGUAUACUUCACGCAAACGAAACGCAUCUUACGAACAUUUAAAUCACCAGAAAGAACGUUGUCAACAGCUUUUAUUAUAAACAGCAGCAAGAAAAAUAGAACUAUUCUUGGCUUUCCACUUUUGGUUUCGGUUGGCAUGGAAAGAAAUAAAGAAACACACCAAAAUGAGCCUAUAACUCGACAAAAGUAUAGUACCAAAAUAAAAGAACAAAAGGAUAAAUUUCUGCUUAUGCCAUUAGAAGAAAAGAGGAACAUUUACAAAUGUAGAGAUAAAUACAAUACCCUGGAAGAUGUACAGACAUGGGAGGAAUAUUAUAGUGAAAACAAAGAUAAAUUACUAAAGAAAAUUGCAAAAAAGAGUAAUUUAGGAAAGAGUCAUGGUGAGAGAAGAGAAGUGAGGCCAGAUCUAAACAAGAAGGUGUCCCUAUGGAGAGGUGAUAUUACAACACUGGAGAUUGAUGCUAUUGUCAAUGCAGCUAAUGAAUCUUUGUUAGGAGGUGGAGGAGUGGAUGGAGCUAUACACAGGGCAGCAGGGAAAAAACUUGUAGAGGAAUGUGCUACAUUGAGAGGGUGUAAAACUGGCCAGGCAAAGAUCACUGGAGGUUACAAAUUACCAGCUAAACAUGUAAUACACACCGUUGGUCCUAUAGGAGAACAGAAGGAGAUGUUAAAAGGUGCCUACGAUAAGUGUCUGCAACUUGUUUACGAAAAUGAAUUAGUUUCUGUGGCUUUUCCUUGCAUAUCAACAGGUAUUUAUGGUUAUUCCAGUGAGAAAGCUGCUCCUGUGGCAAUUGAAACUGUAAGAAAGUGGCUGGAAGAUGAAGAAAAAGGAGAAAAGAUAGAAAGAGUAAUAUUUUGUUUGUUUUUACAAAAAGAUGUGGAUAUUUAUGAAGAGCUUAUGCAACAUUACUUCCCUAUAGAAUCAGAUGAUAGUGAUAGAUCUAACAAGGAAUCAGACAAAGACGACAAAGUCUCUGCUUUAGAUCAAAAUGGAGAGGAAAAUGAAGAUGUUAUAAAAACUAAAAAACUGAAAAAGGACAAUGAAAUGAAAAUCAUGAAUGAAAAAGUUAUGGAUGUGAAUGACUUGGAAAACAAACCUCCAGAGGAUAAAAAAGAAAAUGAUUCAUCUGAAAAUAAAACUGUGAUUGAAAAUAAAAUGGAAUUUCAUUCAGAAACUAAAACUUCUAAAGAUCAGAAAACGGAAGAUUCUUUACAAAAUAAAUUAAUGAACGAGAAAGAAAUGGAAGUUGAUUCCAUAAAUAAAUCUUCAGACGACACAAAGAUGGCAGACAUUUCAGACAAUAAAUCACCAACUGAAAAGAAAAUGGAAGUCAGUGAUGGGGAAAGUUCUGAAAAGGAUAUGGAAACUAAUGAUGGCAAGCCACUGCUUACUGUAACAAAAGGAGAAAUAGAGUCUUCAUCUAAAACAAAAGGAAACAAAGAGUCUUCAUCUAAAACAAAAGGAGAAAAUAAAUCUCCUUCUAAAACUAAAGGAGAAAAAGAAUCUCCUUCAAAACCAAAACCUUCAGGGACUGUUUCAAAACCAAUUACUAGAAAGGACUUACAAAACAAAGAGACCACAUAUCUUUAAGAAGUACUUUUAGUUGACAUAUUUAGGGUUAUUUCUAUGUUUGAUAGUAAAUAUCCAGAAAAAAAUAAUUGAAUUUGUUAAUAAAAUUCCAGACAGGCUUAAAGCUUAUUACUUUUGAUAAAAGCUUUGUAUAAAUACUGAAUGUUAUGUUUUGCACUAGAUCUUGAUGUGAAAGUGCUGCUAAUUGUUGGUGACAAAUGGUGACAGAUUGUAUUAUAUGUAGUAUUUUGUUGGUCAUGAAGGGAUUGGUUUUGUACUUAAAAAAAAACACAUCAAUGGAUAUCAUUAUUUAUUUUUUUUAAUAAAAAUUUUGUGAUUUGACAUAACCAUGACAACAAGGGAUAUUUGCACACAAAAAAUGUACUUUUUCACAGAGUGAUGAAGGGUAAAUUAUUGAGCUUCACAAACAUUUUCAUAAUACAACAACUUUUGUUCAGAAGUAAGGAUGGCCAUUCUUAACAUAUCCAUUUUUUUUUACUUUGUUAAUCCUCAGGAAUUUUCUUAAAUAUUGCCGUGAAAAUAUUGCCCAGCAAUCCUUAUAUUCCUUUUUUUUUUUCAUUUUAAAAGAUACUUAUCAAAUACACUUUUGGCAAAAUUGUUAAGAAAUUCUGGUUUUUAAUGCUUUAUUUCUUAACAGUUUUAUGCUAAAGUCUUUCCAUUUAGGCACCAUUGCUGACAUUUUCAUGUAUUGCAAAUUCAGUAUGUAUGAUUUUUACUGUAAGCAUUUUUGACAUUUGACUAAUACUCUGGAGGAGUUUUUUAAUGUAAAGUUCUUUACUUUUCUUACAUUUUAGUAUUUAAUAUCUCUCUCUAUACAUUCCCUGAAAUUUUUGUUUUGUUACGAGAAGAAGCUUCAGAUUUAGGAUGUUUGUCAUUGAUCAUGACAUUUUAACUUUUCACAAUAACAUUUGGAAGGUUCCAAGAAAUUAACCUUACCAAUGUAUAACAAAAAAUUGUCCUUAUAUUUCUCUGUACAAUUUUAAAAGAUACAUAAAACAUUUGGGAAAAUAUUAUGUUAUUCUAACAAAAAGGCGCCGCGAAAUAGCCUUUUUGUUCUGAUGGGGCGUAAAGCAAUCACCAAUCAAUCAAUUUAACAAAAAGAUAGUUUUAUUCAAGAAUAUUUCGUUUGUUUUUGGUUCUUCAAACCAGGUUACAAAACAUUGAUUCAUUGAUGCUUGCUUACGCCGCAUCAGCGCAAAAAAGGUUAUAUCUGGCAACAGGUUACAUAACAAAUAGAUAUUGAGAAUACAUUUGUAAUUCAUUGUCUUAGGUUCCUAUGGAUUGUUUUGCCAUAAAAAUAACCAGAUUUUUUUAGCUUUUGUUGAAAGCUUCAUGUAAGUAUUUGUUAUAUGCUAUUUUUAUUAUAUAUAUUUUGACUUCAUAUAGGAAAAUAAAA
Messenger RNA from Mytilus californianus (California mussel), 3061 nucleotides. Its product is annotated as ADP-ribose glycohydrolase MACROD2-like. Gene Ontology annotation, cellular component: nucleoplasm. The record is from RefSeq and is a predicted model, not a curated record. Gene Ontology annotation, molecular function: ADP-ribosylglutamate-[protein] hydrolase activity. The transcript is spliced from 10 exons. Gene Ontology annotation, biological process: purine nucleoside metabolic process; peptidyl-glutamate ADP-deribosylation; DNA damage response. Bases 52 to 1665 code for a protein of 537 amino acids. NCBI's taxonomy places the organism in Eukaryota, Metazoa, Mollusca, Bivalvia, Mytilida, Mytilidae.